CACUGGCGCGUCUCGUGUGGGUUUGAAUGUGGUGUUUACGUGCGUGUGUAACUGGAUUAAAAUUAACAAAAAGCACCUCUUCAGUAGCCACAAUCAAACCUGAAAGUAUUUUACGACGGUUAAACUGCUGCCGUUUACUGUCUGUGGACGUGACUCGCACAGGAUCGAGAUACAUGUCAACCGAGCCCAAGAGGAUCCGCACCGACAACAUGACCGGUAAAAAGAUCGGGACUCACAACGGUACCUUCCACUGCGACGAGGUUCUGGCCUGUUUCUUCCUCCGCCAGUUACCGGAGUACACGGAUGCUGAGAUCAUCCGGACCAGGGACCCGGCACAGCUGGCAGAAUGUGACAUUGUUGUCGACGUGGGAGGAGAGUUCGACCCAAAGAAGCACCGCUAUGACCAUCAUCAGAGGACUUUUGCAGACACUUUCCACAGCCUGUGUCCAGAGAAGCCAUGGGUGACCAAACUCAGCUCUGCCGGCCUGGUCUACCUACACUUUGGCCGUCGACUGCUGACCCAGCUGACGCAACUCAAGGAGGAUGAUAGGCAGCUUGAGGUUCUCUAUGACAAGCUGUAUGAGAACUUUGUGGAGGAGGUGGAUGCUGUUGACAAUGGAAUCUCACAGUGUGAAGGGGAGGCCCGCUACACUGUCUCUACCACGCUGAGCGCACGUGUCGGGCACCUGAAUCCAUGUUGGAACAGCAAGAGUCAAGAUACUGAGGAGGGUUUCAGAAAGGCUCUGAAGAUUGUUGGGGAGGAGUUCCUCGACCGUCUGGAUUUCUAUAAGUCCUCCUGGCUGCCGGCUCGAGUGGUCGUGGAGGAAGCUGUUAAGGAGAGACAUCAGAUAGAUCCCAGUGGGGAGGUGCUGUUGUUCUCCCAGGGUGGGUGUCCCUGGAAGGAGCAUUUGUUUGCUCUGGAGACGGACCUCCAGGUGGAGACGCCCAUCAAGUUUGUCCUUUACCCAGACCAAAAUGGACAGUGGAGGGUCCAGUGUGUCCCUGCUGGGCUCAACACCUUCCAGAACAGGCUGUCCCUGCCAGAAGAGUGGCGCGGUGUACGCGAUGAAGCACUGUCAGAGCUCAGUGGGAUUAAGGACUGCAUCUUCGUCCAUGCUAGCGGCUUUAUUGGCGGGAACAAGACCCAGGAAGGAGCCCUGGAGAUGGCCCGGAGGACCCUGCAGGGCGCUGCCCAGUCCCCCGCCAACGGCAGCAGCUGACUGGUUGGAGAGGACAGCGAGUAGCACAUUAUGUUUUCUGGCCCAGUGUUUAGAGAGAAUAGCAAGAAUUCAAAUUUUAGUUUGAUAUUAUGCAGCUCAUAUGUCCCACCCAGGGCUGAUGUUGUGUAGUUCAGCCAUGCCAGAGUGGGGAUGAUAUGGAAAUGGCAGCCAAAUGACAUCAGACCAGUUCCUAAAUGCUGUCAUGCCAACACAGACUCACUCUGGACCGUAAUGUUGACUCAUGCUAUUCUUCUUUUCUCUACCUGUUCUCAUAAAUGUGUAUCUAUCUUGGUUUUCACUUCCAAUAAAAGACAGUUUGGAUUA
Molecule: messenger RNA, 1544 nt
Organism: Stegastes partitus (bicolor damselfish)
Lineage: Eukaryota; Metazoa; Chordata; Actinopteri; Pomacentridae
Gene: myg1
Product: myg1 exonuclease
Exons: 7
Coding region: 27-1220 (397 amino acids)
Cellular component (GO): cytoplasm; nucleus
Source: RefSeq, a predicted model, not a curated record